This is a messenger RNA of Aureobasidium musti, 183 nucleotides long. The record is from the annotation of a GenBank genome assembly. NCBI's taxonomy places the organism in Eukaryota, Fungi, Ascomycota, Dothideomycetes, Dothideales, Saccotheciaceae.
AUGGCUUACGCAAACUUGCCCUACACACCCAAGCCCAUUACGGACAUAUUCACGGCCGACACCGAUAUCGACCGCAGAAAGUGCCAGCGUGUCGUGCCCAUGCGUGUCCUUGCCCUUGGUCUCGGACGUACCGGAACUGCUUGUAAGGCAAUCGACGUUCACUGUUCUUGGUCCAACUUCUGA